GCCACCCGCUACCCGGUGCGCACCUGCCGCACCGCCCUCGUGGAUCCAGAUGGGGAAGGACCAGGGCUUCUCUCGGCACUUUAGGAUCUUCAUCCCCAAGAAGCAUCGGGCACGCUUCGACGAGGUGGUGUCUCAGGGUCUGCUGGGCAAGCUGUGCCGCGCUCGGAGGGCGCAGGGCGCGCAGCGUUUGCGCCGAAGCCGCAGUGAGGAGCGUCCCGAGCGCCUCCUAGUGUCCACGCGCGCCAGCGCCGCUCCGCGCCGUCCUGAUGAGCCGCCCCCGCGCAAGGCAGCCUCGCUGCUGGGCGGCCGCACCGGCCCUGGGGGCCCUCGCAGGACUGUUCGAGUCUACAAGGGCAACAAGAGUUUCGGCUUCACUCUGCGCGGCCAUGGACCGGUCUGGAUUGAAUCUGUCCUGCCUGGCAGCCCAGCUGAAAAUGCGUCCCUCAAGUCAGGUGACCGGAUCCUCUUCCUCAAUGGACUGGACAUGAGGAACUGUUCCCACGACAAGGUGGUGUCCAUGUUGCAAGGCAGUGGCGCAAUGCCCACGCUGGUGGUAGAGGAAGGACCGGUCCCUUUUGCUAGCGAUUCAGAUUCUUUGGAUUCCCCGACCCGGUCAUCGGCUCUCACCUCGCUGCAGUGGGUGGCAGAUAUCCUGCCUUCCAGUAUCCGAGUCCAAGGGAGGACCUUCAGUCAGCAGCUGGACCACCUCCUCACUCCUCCCGAGCGCUAUGGAAUCUGUCGGGCUCUUGAGAGCUUCUUCCAGCACAGGAACAUUGACACCCUCAUCGUGGACGUGUACCCUGUUCUGGACACACCUGCUAAGCAGGUCCUCUGGCAGUUCCUCUACCAGCUGCUGACCUACGAAGAGCAGGAGCUGUGUCAGGAGAAGAUCGCAUGCUUCCUGGGCUACACGGCCAUGACAGAACCUGAAUCCUCACUGGACCUGGAGUCAGAGUCCACACCGGAGCCCACGCCGGAGCCACAACCACGGAGUUCCCAGAGAGCUUCUUCCAUGUGCCGCCGUAGCCUGCGCUCCCAGGGCCUGGAGGCCAGCCUCAGCUGUGGUCCUGGUGAAUGCCCUGAGAUGCCUCUACCUCUGAUCCCAGGCGAGCGGCAGGCUGGUGACGGCACAUCCCUUCCGGAGACCCCCAACCCCAAAAUGAUGUCCGCCGUCUACGCGGAGCUUGAGUCGCGACUGAACAGCAGCUUCAAAGGGAAGAUAGGAACCGUGUCCAAAUCCCGGGCAUCUCCGCCAGUCCCCAGCCUGGUAGGCACAGCAGGGCCCAGGACCCUGUCUGGAGUCUCAUGGCCCAGCGAUCGGCUCCUGCCAUCCCCCUGCUAUGAUCCGCUGUGCUCUGGGGGCCUGGCCUCCCCCAGCAGCUCGGAGUCCCACCCCUACGCCAGCUUGGACAGCAGCAGGGAGCCCUCCCCACAGCCAGGCCUUGGGUCCAUCCACCCCGACAGCCCGCCGAGUCCAGACCCCAUCCGGCCACCCAGUCGCAGGAAGCUCUUUGCCUUCUCGCGCCCCGUGCGGAGCCGAGACACAGAUCGCUUCCUGGAUGUUCUGAGCGAGCAGCUGGGUCCCCGAGUGACCAUUGUGGAUGACUUCCUGACACCCGAGAACGACUAUGAGGAGAUGAGCUUCCACGAUGACCAGGGCAGCUUUGUGACCAAUGAGAGAAGCAGCGCUAGCGACUGUGUCAGCAGCAGCGAGGAAGGAAGCUCUCUGACCUACUCCUCCAUCUCCGACCACAUCCCCCCGCCCCCACUCAGCCCCCCACCGCCACCGCCCCUGCCUUUCCACGACCCCAAACCCAGCUCCCGCUCCUCCGAAGGUCCCCGAGGUCCUCCUCAGUCAUUGACCAAACCCCUCACCCAGCUCAGCCACCCGGUCCCACCCCCACCUCCACCACCCCUGCCCCCACCUGUGCCCUGCGCACCCCCCAUGCUAUCCCGGGGCGUGGGUCACCGUCGAAGCGAGACCAGCCACAUGAGCGUCAAGCGCUUGCGCUGGGAACAAGUGGAGAACUCAGAAGGCACUAUCUGGGGUCAGCUCGGGGCAGACUCUGACUAUGAUAAGCUGAGUGAUAUGGUGAAAUACCUGGACCUGGAACUCCACUUCGGCACCCAGAAACCUUCGAAGCCCGUGCCUGGCCCCGAACCCUUCAGGAAGAAAGAAGUGGUGGAGAUCUUGUCCCACAAGAAGGCCUACAACACCUCCAUCCUUCUAGCGCACCUGAAGCUGACCCCUGGCGAGCUGAGGCAGGUGCUCAUGAGCAUGGAGCCCAGGCGCCUGGAACCUGCGCAUCUGGCGCAGUUGCUGCUCUUCGCUCCCGACGCCGACGAGGAGCAGCGCUACCAAGCUUUCCGCGAGGCUCCAGGCCGCCUCAGUGAGCCGGACCAGUUCGUCCUGCAGAUGCUGUCGGUUCCCGAAUACAAGACCCGCCUGCGCAGUCUACACUUCCAGGCCACCUUACAGGAGAAGACAGAGGAGAUCCGAGGCAGCCUUGAGUGCCUGCGACAAGCAUCCCUGGAGCUCAAAAAUAGCCGGAAACUCGCCAAGAUCCUGGAGUUUGUGUUGGCCAUGGGCAACUAUCUCAACGAUGGACAGCCCAAGACCAACAAGACCACCGGGUUCAAGAUCAACUUCCUGACAGAGCUAAACUCCACCAAGACAGUGGAUGGGAAAUCUACCUUUCUGCACAUCCUUGCCAAAUCGCUAAGCCAGCACUUUCCUGAACUCCUGGGCUUUGCCCAGGACCUGCCCACUGUGCCCCUGGCUGCCAAAGUGAACCAACGAGCCCUGACUGGUGACCUGGCUGAUCUCCAUGGCACUGUCAGUGAGAUUCAGGUGGCCUGCCAGAGCAUGUCUCCCUCCAGUGAGGACAGGUUUGCUGUCGUCAUGACUUCCUUUCUGGAAACGGCACAACCGGCUCUGCGGGCUCUGGACGGGCUGCAGCGGGAGGCCAUGGAAGAGCUAGGGAAGGCACUGGCCUUCUUCGGAGAGGACUCCAAGGCCACUACCUCAGAGGCCUUCUUUGGCAUCUUUUCAGAAUUCAUGAGCAAAUUUGAGAGAGCACUCAGCGACCUGCAGGCAGGUGAUGGCCCACGCAGCUCCGGGAUGGUUUCACCCCUGGCCUGGUGACAGCUGUCAUCAAGCAUCUUCUGCAGUCUGAGCACGGAGACCGAAGGUGGAGGUUGCGACCCCCGAGGGACAUCACAGGGUUCAGGGUACUUACUUGAUCAUGCAGCUUGUCUGCAGGAAGGGCUUGGGUGCGGUGGGGGCCGCAGCCCCGUAUCUCCGGCUACCUCAACUGCUAAGCUCCGCCUAGCCCUCUUCUGCCCAUCCUCCUUGGUUUCCCAGACAGCCUGCCUGGCUUCCUAUCACCACAACGUGAAUAAAAUGCUGCUUUGUGUCAGGAGCUGUCCCACCUGAGGGCGGAUUGCAAAGUGGCCGCUGGCCUGGAACCCUUGCCUGUGGCUUGGUGGGAACACACCGCUAGGAUGUAGAGUUACUCUGUGAGUCUGCUGGAGGGGGCUCUGGAACAGAGGCCGACACUCCAGGAUGAACCCACUAAGCCAGCACCAGAAAGAAAGCCUACAAGAUCACGGCCUCCAUGGCAGCUGGAGGAGGGCAGGCGAGAUGAAGACUGUGAGACUGGGUUGUAGAGGCUGGGGUGGCUGUGGCAGCAUGGAGCAGGAGAGAGAAUUCUCGGCUGGGGCUAUUGAGAAAGAGGGAGAGGAGAGUCACUGCUAUUAGGCCACUGGAUCUAG
Molecule: messenger RNA, 3774 nt
Organism: Microtus ochrogaster (prairie vole)
Lineage: Eukaryota; Metazoa; Chordata; Mammalia; Rodentia; Cricetidae
Gene: Grid2ip
Product: Grid2 interacting protein
Molecular function (GO): protein binding
Source: RefSeq, a predicted model, not a curated record